Molecule: messenger RNA, 2388 nt
Organism: Scophthalmus maximus (turbot)
Lineage: Eukaryota; Metazoa; Chordata; Actinopteri; Pleuronectiformes; Scophthalmidae
Gene: soul5l
Product: heme-binding protein soul5, like
Exons: 7
Coding region: 168-1241 (357 amino acids)
Cellular component (GO): cytoplasm
Source: RefSeq, a predicted model, not a curated record
UCCCUCCCUCCUCCCCUCCCUCCUGCUCGCUGCAGUCCGCAGUGAGUCCACCGGUCGCCCGUCAGAGUGCAGCACACACCGAGUCUCCAUCCCUCUCCUCCCUGCGCUCCUCCGGCAGGUGGAUCGGACGCACACGCGCACACACACACACACACGGGACAGGGACGAUGACUUUCAUCCCAGUCUUGGCAGUUCUGGCCCUGGUGGUUUCAGCUGAAGGAAGCGUUGGGCCGAGUACCAACAACAGCUUUUGCACAGAGUCCAAGGAAUGUCUGCAGUAUGAGCUAGUCUGCAAAACAGAUGAGUAUGAGGUGCGACACUACAGCCCAACACGCUGGGUGUCCACAGAUGCCGAAGCCUAUUUCAUGGGAGUGGGCGCAGCCAUGGCCUUCAGGAGACUUUUCCAGUACAUCACCGGAGCUAACGACCGUGGCAUCCAGAUGGAGAUGACCGCCCCCGUCCUGGUCAAGAUCCCAGAGGAGACCAAGAUGUGGGAGCCGGCCAUCUACACGCUGAACUUCCCGCUGCCGGCGGCCUAUCAGGACAAAGCGCCUGCACCCACCAGUGACAAGCUUUAUUUCACAGAUAUGCCGGAGAUGGACGUGUACGUGAGGAGCUACGGCGGCUGGAUGCUGUCGGUCACCUCCAGGCUUCACACCCACCUGCUGACCAAAGAACUGCAGAGAGUUCGAGCUUCCUACAACCACAGCUUCCACUACGGAGUCGGCUACGACAGUCCCCUGAAGCUGUUGAACAGGCACAACGAGGUGUGGUACGUGGCCGACGGGGAGCCAGUGUGCACAGACCCAAGGGAGCCGACCCCUGCUCACACACCCAGGCCGACACACACUCUGACCGACUCACCCACGGUCGCCCCCUCCGACCCGCUCCCACACACACUCUCGGACUCACCCUCCCUCCCUCCCUCCAACGUGUCCUCGGCGUACACGACGUCCAACUCGUCUCCGCCGACGCCGUCCGACACGCCCGCCGCCCCCACCUCGUCCAGCGCUCCCCCCAGCCCCUCGUCCCGCCUGCCCACCGAGGUCGCCGUCAGCCAUCCUCCCACCACCACGGCCCAGAUCCCGCUCGACCCGACGGCCAACACCUCCGGCCCUGUCGCCGCGGGCCCGUCUCUGGAGCCCCAGUCCGACGCCGCCCUGUGGAACGGCACGGCCCACAGCACCGUGGACACGCAGACUGACAGUCACCCCGUGGUCGAGCCCGACGACGUUCAUUAACGGCCCUCCCGUGUCCCGCGUGCAGCCACUCCAGGUGCCGUACAACCGACACGGAGUGAACGUCAGAAAAGGAACAGUGUGAGGUGUGGCAAGAGAGUUGAGUGAGUGUCAACACGCUGGUCUCGUCCCACUUAUCUCCCACAUCCCGUGUAUUACAGCAACUCCUCUUUAUGGCACUUAAGCGUUUCCGUAUAUAUGUUUAAAUCACAGCUUUGCACCUGCAGCUUCCUGUAACCGCAAACACACACGCCUGUGCACUUUGUCGACCUGAGGUCAUCGUACAGCGGCUUUUAGAAUAAAAUGAGACGUAUGCACUAGUUAGAAAGUUCAAAGUUACUGUGUUAAAUAUGAAGGCGGAGAGAGAGUUUUAACCCCAAGAGCUAAUUUAUCAAACAAUAGGACUUUAAUGGAAACCUGUGUGUGACUGAUGAAUCAAAUGUAAACUGGGAUUAACCACGUUAGGUCAUCAUAUCAGAGGAAACUUUAGCUUUACUGUGUUUUGUGCUAUUGCUGAUUAUUAUUAUUGAGCUUCUACGCUCCACAUUUAGCUUCUUGUCAGUUACUUCUCAUGUUAUGUGGCAACAUAUUGGUAAAUCAUUAUGAAUUCAGUAUAUGCGCAUUCACUGGGAUCUUUGGUGCAGCCUUUAACCGACGUACUAAUAUUGUACGGCUGUGUUUAUUGGCAUAUCUUCUUACAUUUCCCAAAUUACACUUAUUCUUAAUCUUAAAUUGACCCUGGUCAAAGAUCAGCAGAAAACAGCAAUGAAUAUUUUAGCAUCAUAUGUAUAUAUAUAUAUAUACAUAUAUAUAUAGUCUACAUCAAUUCUGCCUGAUCAAUUUUUUCCCUUGGAGACUCUGAGUUUUAAUUUAUUCUUAAAAAUGAAUCCGAAUCACUUCCUUAUAAUAUAAUCUGCCAAAUGCUUGAUGAGCCGCCAUGUAGUCAAAUGCCGAAGGCACAGUCGAAGCCCCUGACUCCGAUCUGAUUGUGGGUUGGACUGUCCCCAAGAUCCCAAACAAUCACAGCUGUUCGAACCAGUGCAAUAAGCGUCGCAUCAGUUAAAACAAAUUCUCUACAAACUGCUGCAUAAGCUUCCCACACACACACUGUAUGUUCUGAGGAAGGUGCAAUAAAAAAAACCUCAACAAA